This is a messenger RNA of Macadamia integrifolia, 1282 nucleotides long. Its product is annotated as hypersensitive-induced response protein 1-like. The transcript has 6 exons. The coding region runs from base 73 to 1017 and encodes 314 amino acids. The record is from RefSeq and is a predicted model, not a curated record. NCBI's taxonomy places the organism in Eukaryota, Viridiplantae, Streptophyta, Magnoliopsida, Proteales, Proteaceae.
AUCACGCAGCCUUAUCUCGAGAAUGUUUUGGGCAUCUAUAAAUAUGUUUAUUUUGUUUGAAUUAUAUAUCCCAUGUUCCAUUAUACGAUUUCUCUCUCUUCUUCUCUGCGCUGGUCUGACACUUCCGGUUGUUUGAUUAGACAAAGCUCAAGAAGUAUGGGCAACCUUCUAUGCUUUGUUCAAGUUGAUCAAUCCAAUGUAGCUAUCAAGGAGAAAUUUGGGAAGUUUGAGGAAGUGCUUGAGCCAGGAUGCCAUUUUGUGCCUUGGGUCUUUGGGAGCAAUAUAGCUGGGCAUCUCUCUCUUAGGUUGCAGCAGUUGGACGUGCGUUGUGAGACCAAGACAAAGGAUAAUGUAUUUGUCAAUGUUGUUGCAUCUAUCCAAUACCGAGCCUUGGCUAAUAAUGCGAGUGAUGCUUUCUAUAAACUAAGCAAUACAAAAUCCCAAAUCCAGGCCUAUGUUUUUGAUGUGAUUAGAGCAAGCGUUCCUAAGCUCGAUCUAGAUGAUGUUUUCGUGCAGAAGAACGGAAUUGCUAAAGCCGUAGAAGAGGAGCUUGAAAAGGCCAUGUCUGCCUAUGGUUUUGAGAUAGUUCAGACUUUAAUUGUUGAUAUAGAGCCUGAUGAGCACGUGAAGCGAGCAAUGAAUGAAAUCAAUGCUGCUUCAAGGCUGAGAGCAGCAGCAACUGAUAAGGCAGAGGCUGAGAAGAUUGUUCAAAUUAAACGAGCAGAGGGUGAGGCAGAAGCAAAAUAUUUGUCAGGGAUGGGUAUUGCUCGUCAGCGUCAGGCGAUCGUGGAUGGUCUGAGAGACAGUGUAUUAGGGUUCUCAGUGAAUGUUCCAGGAACAACUGCAAAAGAUGUUAUGGACAUGGUCCUUGUCACUCAAUAUUUUGACACCAUGAAGGAGAUUGGUGCUUCCUCUAAGUCAUCUGCUGUUUUUAUACCUCAUGGACCUGGUGCUGUUCGUGAUGUUGCAACCCAAAUUCGUGAAGGACUGCUUCAAGCAUCACAGAUCACCGAGUAAUUAGGAUCUCUUCACAAUGUUUACUUGGUCUUCUUAUAAAAUAUAAGUGAAUAUGUCAUGUCCACCAUGUUGUGUCUUCUUUUGUGGAGAUUGUUGUAAGUUCAAAUGUGGCAACACUAGCAAUCCUUAGUAGUUUUUGUUCCUUCUUAUGCAAGCAUUUGAUUAAGUAUUGAUGUAAGUAAAGUCGGUUGUGACUUUGAACAGCUUUCUGUUUUUGUUCUUUCUCCAAGAAAUUGAAUAAAGCCUUCAUAUAAUUUUAUGAUCA